CAUGAAUCACAUACCUCUUCAGGAGUGCAUGGCUCUUACAUACUGUGUCGAGCAAAGAAAACCAAGAAAAUAAACCUUGUAAGAUUACUUGAAUAGUUGGUUGAUACACCAAUUGGAAAAUCAAUGAAAGUCCUUUCAGCUCUGUUUGUAUACUCCUUACUCUCCUUCUUAAGAACCUCCUCUACACUAGACACCAUCACUCCAAGUCAAUCUAUCAGAGAUGGUGAGACUUUGGUUUCAGCUAGUGGAAGAUAUGAAUUGGGAUUCUUCAGCCCAGGUAGUUCGAAAAGCCGGUAUGUGGGAAUAUGGUUCGGGGUAUCUAAUGACACAGUUGUGUGGGUAGCCAACAGAGAGAUCCCCCUUAAAAAUCACCUUGGAGUGCUCAAGGUUACCAACAGAGGAAUUCUUGUCCUCCUUGAUAGUACAAAUACUUCUGUUUGGUCAUCCAAUAUAUCAAGAACUGCAGGGAAUAAGAUCAAUAAUCCAACUGCACAGCUCUUGGAUUCAGGAAAUCUUGUUGUGAAAGAUGGAAAUAAUAGUGACCCAAAGAGUUUUUUGUGGCAGAGUUUUGAUCAUCCAAGCGACACAUUACUACCAGAUAUGAAGAUUGGAUGGGACUCAGCCAGUGGUCUAGAUAGGUAUUUAACAGCAUGGAAGAGCCCAGAAGAUCCUGCUCAAGGUGAAUUCUCAGGAGUACUAGAUCGUCGAGGGCUCCCACAAGUAGUUUGUAUGCAGGGAGACAAAAUAAAGGGUAGACCAGGGUCCUGGAAUGGCCUUUAUUUUACAGGGAAGCCAUGGUUAAGACCGAAUCCGUUGUUCAAGUAUGAAUUCGUGUUGAAUGAGAAAGCGGUCUAUUAUAAUUAUAAGCUCCUGAACAAUUCGAUUUUGUUAAGGUAUGUGUUAAACUCAUUAGGUAAUGGGCUGGCAUAUAGAUGGAUGGCUCGCACACAAAGUUGGGAUCUUUUAACUUCAUACCAGUCAGAUGAGUGUCAAAACUAUGGCCACUGUGGUGCAUACGCUAGCUGCAAUAUCAAUGAGUCUCCUGUAUGUGCAUGCUUGAAAGGAUUCAUACCAAAAUCUCCAAAAGACUGGAAUUCAGCAUAUUGGUCUGGUGGGUGUGUUCGAGGUACUCCAUUGGGGUGCAAUAAUGGAGACGGGUUCCUCAAGUACAAGGGGGUGAAAUUGCCUGACACAUCUUCUUCCUGGUUUGAUAGGAACAUGAAUCUCAGGGAAUGUGAAGAAUUGUGUUUGAAAAAUUGCUCAUGCAGAGCAUAUGCAAAUUUAGAUAUUAGGAAUGGAGGAAGUGGUUGCUUGCUUUGGUUUGCUGACCUAGUUGAUUUAGUUGUACUCCAAAUGGGUGGGCAAGACCUUUAUAUACGUGUGGCCGCUUCAGAACUAGAUCAUAUUGAGAAGAACAGGCACUUUGUCCAAAAAUAUCAAGUAAUAAUCAUAGUCUGCAGUGCAAUACUACUCACGGUAAUGUUAACAUUGGGGCUGGUCACAUAUGUGAGGAGGAUGAAACUUAGAAAGGAAGGAAUCAAUAUAAGACGUCAAAAUGAUUAUAAUAAUGAAGACAAAAAGGAAGAUAUGGAAUUACCGAUAUUUGAUCUAAUAACCAUAUCUAAUGCCACUGAUAACUUUGCAAACAAUAACAAGUUAGGAGAAGGUGGUUUUGGAUCUGUCUACAAGGGUACAUUGCUUGGGGGGCAAGAAAUAGCUGUAAAGAGACUUUCAAAGAAUUCUGGACAAGGAUUGAAUGAGUUCAAAAAUGAAGUUAUAUUAAUUGCCAAACUUCAACACCGCAAUCUUGUGAAGCUGCUCGGUUGUUGCAUUCAAGAACAAGAAAAGUUGUUAAUCUAUGAAUACAUGCACAACAAAAGCUUGGACUCAUUUAUUUUUGACCAAUCGAAGAGUAGACUACUUGAUUGGCGUAUGCGCCACAAAAUUAUUGGUGGCAUUGCUAGAGGGCUUCUUUACCUUCAUGAAGACUCUAGAUUGAGAAUUAUCCAUAGAGAUCUUAAAGCUAGCAAUGUCCUACUAGAUAAUAAUAUGAACCCAAAAAUUUCUGACUUUGGCCUUGCUAAAACAUUUGGGGGAGAUCAAACAGAGGCUGAUACCAAUAGAAUUGUUGGAACAUAUGGUUAUAUGCCUCCUGAGUAUGCCGGGUAUGGACAAAUCUCAGUGAAAACCGAUGUUUUUAGUUUUGGAGUUUUAUUAUUAGAGAUUGUGAGCGGGAAGAAGAACAAGGAAUUGUGUAACUCUGGUCAAUGUCUUAAUCUUCUAGGACAUGCAUGGAAACUAUGGAUUGAAGACAAGCCAACGGAGCUGAUAGAUGAAUUCUUAGUCUUAGGUGACUCCUGCAUUUUAUCUGAAGUGUUACGAUACAUUCACGUGGGUUUGUUAUGUGUACAACAAAGACCAGAAGAUAGGCCAAACAUGUCAUCUGUGGUUCUAAUGUUAAGCAGUGACAAUUCAUUGCCCAAUCCAAGGCAGCCAGGUUUUGUUGCAGGAAAGACUCCACUUGGAGAAGAUUCUUCAUCAGGAAAUCUUGAAAUGCCUUCAAUAAAUGAAGUCACCAUUACAGUGUUAGAAGCAAGAUAGGAUAUCAUCACUUGAGUCUUGAGAGAAAAACGAUCAGUUUAAUAUCUUUUGUUUAGAGAGAUAAAGCCUUAACAAUUUACACCGAACGAUAUUAUGUAUGGAAAAAUUUAUGUGUUCCUUGUGAAGUAGUGUUCAUUUUCGCUAAA
This is a messenger RNA of Quercus robur (English oak), 2747 nucleotides long. RefSeq names its product G-type lectin S-receptor-like serine/threonine-protein kinase At4g27290. Gene Ontology annotation, biological process: protein phosphorylation; recognition of pollen. NCBI's taxonomy places the organism in Eukaryota, Viridiplantae, Streptophyta, Magnoliopsida, Fagales, Fagaceae. The transcript is spliced from 8 exons. Bases 124 to 2601 code for a protein of 825 amino acids. Gene Ontology annotation, molecular function: protein serine/threonine kinase activity; ATP binding. The record is from RefSeq and is a predicted model, not a curated record.